Messenger RNA from Rosa rugosa (rugosa rose), 1764 nucleotides. RefSeq lists its product as uncharacterized. NCBI's taxonomy places the organism in Eukaryota, Viridiplantae, Streptophyta, Magnoliopsida, Rosales, Rosaceae. The record is from RefSeq and is a predicted model, not a curated record. Bases 105 to 1547 code for a protein of 480 amino acids. Gene Ontology annotation, biological process: protein transport. The transcript has 10 exons.
CUUUUAUUGCCUUUCCAUCUCAGGCGACCGUUAGGACUCCUCCCCUAAACUCCCCAAACAAAACCCCAACACUCUCACUCAGCUUCAGCCUCUGUCUCUAGACCAUGACCGUCGCCACCGCAGCCUCAACCCAAACCAAGAAGCUCAUGAAGCUCGGCCUCUCUCUUUUCCGAUGGGGCUUCAACUCCUCCAAAUGCAAAACAGCGGCGAAGAUGGCGGUGGCGAGAAUAAAGCUGCUGAGGAACAAGAGGCAGGUGGUGGUGAAGCAGAUGAGGCGUGACAUUGCUUCUCUGCUUCAGAAAGGUGAAGACGCCACUGCUCGUAUCCGGGUUGAACAUGUGAUUAGAGAACAGAAUGUUUUGGCUGCCAAUGAGUUCAUUGAGCUGUUCUGUGAGUUAAUCGUGUCUAGACUUCAAAUCAUCGCUAAGCAAAGGGAGUGCCCGGCUGAUCUCAAAGAAGGGAUUGCUAGCUUAAUCUUUGCAACACCAAGGUGCUCUGAGAUUCCGGAACUGGUGGCACUAAGGAAUAUCUUUGAGAAGAAAUAUGGAAGAGAUUUCGUAGCUGCAGCUACUGAUUUGCGACCUGGAUGUGGUGUGAAUCGCAUUCUCAUUGACAAGCUGUCUGUUAGAACCCCUACGGGUGAAGUAAAGCUGAAAAUCAUGAAGGAAAUAGCGAAGGAAUACCAGGUUGAUUGGGAUACAACAGAAUCUGAACAAGAACUUCUCAAACCUCCAGAAGAGACUCUAGAUGGACCGCGUACUUUUGUUAGUGCUACCAGCUUGCCUGUGACAACCCAAUCUUUUGAGUCUAACAAGUCAGAAACCAGGCUUUCUUCCAGUUCGUUGCGCAGAACAAGUGGUGGUGGACAGAGGGAAACCAGUUCUACGCGCAGAAUGAGUGAUGGUGGAGAAAGGGAAACUAGUUCCUUUCGCAGAACAAGCGGUGGUGGAGAAAGAGAAACCAGAACAAGUGGUGGUGGAGAAAGGGGACAUUUGCAAUUUGCAGACUCGGCAUCAGCUGCCGCAGCAGCUGCAAAAUCUGCCAGUGAUGCAAUGGCGGCUGCACAAGUGGCUGCAUUUCUGGCCAACAAAGACUCCAAUCGGGCAUCUGCUAAUGAAUUUAAAACCCUUUCGAGCAAUUCCACCGGCCAACAAGGACCAGAUAGUCCAGCUCUUGACUCUUAUGACAUGGAUCAUCAAUAUGAAGCUGAGGGAAAAACACACUGGGCGGAGAGUUUGGACAGGUCAUAUUCUUCAAACAAUGACGUUAACCAUGGAGGAGAGGGGAAGAAUUUUGUCUAUAGACGAUACAGCUACAAUGCUGCACCAUCAGAAAAUUCAGGUAUCAAGUUUGAUGAAUCAGACACCGAUGAAGAGAUUGAAAUGGAAGCACCUCCUAGUGGGAAUUAUCAAGGGCCCGAGCGUCCUCCACCACCAGUACCAUCGGGAACUGUUAGGCAGGACUCACUUCAUCGCGUUCAUCCCAAAUUGCCUGAUUACGAUACACUUGCUGCUCGCUUUGAUGCCCUUAAGCAUCAUCACAAAUAAACAUGUAGUACAAGAUCAAGUGCAUCACUUUUGGUUGCUUGUAAAAUUCAUAUAUAGUUACUGGAUGCGUAGCCCAAUUCGCGAACACAAUGUUUGGACUGCUUAAGCACCAUAUUUUAGCCGUCUUGUAUAACUCAUAUGUUACAUGUUGGAUGCUUGUCGUUCUACCAUGUUGAUACUAAAUAAUACAAAUUACAGAUUUUGCUUAUGCAUCAAA